Molecule: messenger RNA, 1440 nt
Organism: Lodderomyces oxycetoniae
Lineage: Eukaryota; Fungi; Ascomycota; Pichiomycetes; Serinales; Debaryomycetaceae
Gene: SHE9
Product: She9p
Exons: 1
Coding region: 1-1440 (479 amino acids)
Biological process (GO): inner mitochondrial membrane organization
Cellular component (GO): mitochondrial inner membrane
Source: RefSeq, a predicted model, not a curated record
AUGUUUUCAGUUCUACGAGCGUCAAGGCUUUUCGUUCGACGUCCUCUAUAUAUCUGUUGUAUUAGAUUACAGUCGAAAAAGCCCAACCAUUUAUCACAAUUCAACGAUGCCAAGCUAAGAGAAAUUAUUGAGGGAACAAACUUUGGAACAGAAUCGGCAAAACAAGAAAAACUUGAAGAAGAAAGAAAGAUAUUGGAAAAAGAAAGACAGGUGGAAAGACAGAGAGAAAAGAGAGGUGAUCGCGAGGCAAAAAUCGCCGAUGCUAAUGAAGAAAAUAGAGCCAAUUUCUCGUCAACAGAGUCAGGAAAGCUCAAGGGUAAAGAUACUCUAAGAGAUACUACAAAGGAUGGACUUUGUGUCGAAAAUAAAAUCAUUGCCACUACUGAAGGCGCCGUUGACGAUUCGGAUAUACCUAAUUUGGCAAAGGAGAUUAAUGACUCUAUUCAAAAGGAGAUAAGCGGACUACCUUCUCAGAAACAGCAAAACCAGAGUGCUAUGACCAAAAAGAUAACCAAAUAUUUGGACUCUGCUCAUGACACAAUACUCACGGUCACAAGAGCCCUCAACGAUGUUACAGGAUAUUCGGCAAUUGAGAAAUUAAAGAUUUCCAUUCAGGAACAAGAAGCAGAUCUAAAGGAAGCUAAGAAGUAUGUCAAAGAGUGCAAAGUCAAGUAUGGCGAAGCCAUUCAAAAACGAUCGCAUUCUCAGCGAGAGGUGAAUGAGCUAUUGACAAGGAAGCAUAAUUGGUCGCCACAAGACUUGGAAAGAUUCACUGAGUUGUAUAGAAAUGAUCACGAAAAUGAACAUUGGGUGCAAAACUGCGAGAAACAAUUGGAAGAAGCUGAGCUGAAAGUUGACGGGAUCCAGUUGAAAUUGACGCAACUGAUCUUGACAAGGUACCACGAAGAACAAAUUUGGUCCGAUAAAAUUAGAAGAUCUUCUACUUGGGGAACUUGGGUCUUGAUGGGACUAAAUGUUUUAUUAUUUGUCGUGGCGACUUUCCUUGUUGAGCCUUGGAAGAGGAAAAAAUUGGUGUUGGGAUUUGAGGAUAAAGUCAAGUCAGUAUUAGUUGGGAUAUCCAAAGAGGAUGAAGCGAUUUUGAAUCCAAUAUUGGAUAAAAUGGAGCAAGAAAAUGUAAAUGCAGAACAGGCAGAACAGAAACAGGAACAAGAAAUACCACUACUUGGUGAUUUCAAAGAUGAAAAACACCAGCUACUGCCUCUGGUAAUUACAGCACACGGAGUAUAUGAAAAUGCAAAGCAGAAAUCAAUCCAAGGUUGGCAAAAACUCAAACAGUUGUGCAUUACAAACUACGUGGCACUAACUUCACCGGAAAUCCAUUACCUCAAGCUUGAUAAACUCGAGUUUGGAAUUUUCACUUUAAUCAUUAGCAUAUUAUCGUGUAGUCUUGGAAGUAUACUCACCCUAAUUUAUAAAUAG